AUGUACUUGACAACCGACGAUAACUCUUCCACUUAUGUCAAGCAGCCGUCGCACAAGCAGCAGCAGGCGGAUGUUGAAGUCAGCAUUGGCACUAACAUGCUAAACGAAAAGGUCAACAGUACAACUUCACCGGAUGAGUCCACGAUGGACUCCUCCACCGCCUCCUCUUCUUCUACGGAGAGACAAGAUGGUCGUCUCUCGAACAGCGACUCAGAAAACUCUAAUACAACCAAACCAUGUCACUGGGUUGGUUAUAAAGAUGGUGAAACUGAAACUACUGAGGUGACGGAAGAUCUGUCCAUGGAAAUCGACUGUGAUGAGGAGGAACAGGAUGACGUUUCCAUGCUCAACUCGUCGAUUCGCACUUUGCAAGUUGAGAUCAGCUCCGAAUACGACCAAACACCAUUUUUGGUUACACCGGAAGAAGUGGACAUCUCUUGUUGCGAACCUGGCGCUAUCGAAGUAGCUGUAGCGUGGGACAGUUUUCAAAACAUGGUGACCUACGUGACACCUACUCUUGUCAUUCCUGCCACCAAGACCACCACUACCAAGACUAUUACAAAGAAAUCAAGACGGAAACGAUCCUCACGGAAGCACCGUGGAAGACUCUUGUCUGGAUCGACCCACAGCUCUAUGAUGACUUGGGAUCUCGAUUUUCCACUGAGAAGUCAUGCCGAAGACUAUCCGGGAGUAGUACGAAGUGCUGAUAUCUAG
Cylindrotheca closterium is the source of this 714-nucleotide messenger RNA. Lineage: Eukaryota; Bacillariophyta; Bacillariophyceae; Bacillariales; Bacillariaceae. The record is from the annotation of a GenBank genome assembly.